AUGUUUAAUUUUGGUUCAACAUCAACAACAACACCGAGUAAUACAAGUCUUUUUGGAACAUUAACACCUGUAAAUCAAAAUCGAACUGUAACUAGUUCAUUAUUUGGUAAUACGACAGCAGCACAAUCUAAUACACUUGCAUCAACACCAUUUGGAUCAACUAGUUUAUUUGGAGGAACAACUCCUUCUACAACAACUCUACAAGUUCCAUCGACUGGGACAGGUACAAUACAUAAAUUUGAUGCUGUUGUUGGUAUAGAUAAAGUAAAUAAAAAUGGUAUUCAAACACAAAUUCGUACAAAAAUUUUCAAUCUAUGUGCUAUGCCAGUCUAUGAAAAGAAGUCUAUGGAGGAACUUCGAUUAGAAGAUUACAUAGAUAAUCGAAAAUUUUCAUCAACAACUACAAGUCUAUUUCCAUCAGCAUCAUCUACAACACCUUUAUUUGGUGGAUCAACCACAACAACAAAUCCUACCACAACUACAACAAAUGUUUUUGGUACAAGUACAACAACAUCAUCAGCAUUAAAUUCAUCUUUAUUUGGAACUAGACCGACUGUAUCAACAGCAUCAACAAUGCCAUUUUCAUUUGGUGCUACGACAACAACAACACCAUCACCAUUUUCCUUUGCUACUACGACUGCAACAACAACAUCAUCAUCACCAUUUUCAUUUGGUUCAUCAACAACAACCACAGCAAAUCCUGCUGCUCCAUUUGGUGGUACAACAUCUGCUACUGGAACUACUACAUCAGCAUCACCAUUUACAUUUGGAGGUAGUCAGGCACCAGCAACAACAGCUGCACCAGCUUUUAGUUUCGGUGGUACAACUUCAUUAUUUCCGACAGCUAAUACAACAACAGCUGGUACAUCAUUUGGUUUUUCAACAACCAGACCAGCAACAACAAGUACAUUUUCAUUUACUCCAAUAACAGCAACAUCGACAGCACCAUCAUUUAAUCUAUUUUCAACAGCAACAACUACUGCUCCUACACUAUUUACAACAUCAAAUCAACCAGUAACAACAUCAAAUGUAAUAAGUACACCAUCAUCUGUUGAUACACGAACACAUUUACAAUUAUUUCAAACAAUGCUUAAUAUACAACCUUUUAAUAGUGAACUUGGCUUUCUCGCACGAAAUAUAAAACCAAAUAUUGGUCUUGAUCGAGCUCGAUUACGUACUGUGCCUGAUUCUAGCACUAGUCAUCCAUUAAAUAAUGUAUUUACACCUUUUCUUCCAAAACCAUCUGUUCUUGCAUCAAGUACAUCAACACCACCAUCAACGUUAGCUAAUCCUUUGCCAAAUCAAUCGCAUACAUUACCAUCUGUUUUAUUACCAUCAUCAACAACAAAUACGUCGAUUAUUUUAUUUGGUAAACGUAAAUUAGCUGAUUCAUUUCUCGAUGAUGACGAUAAUAAUUCAUUAAUGAUGGAUGAUGGACCAGCAUUAUCAAUAAAUAAAAUAUCUAAAACAAAUGUUCUUAAACGACCACGUAUACUUGAUAUGAAUAAAGUUCGUUCAGUUGUACUUGGAGGUGGUAGUGAUCAUAGUAUUGGAACAGGAAAUAAUGAAAUUAUAACAAAAGAAGAAAAUUUUUCUGAUACAUUUGUUGUUAAAUCAACAUCAGAUAAUUUAUCUGGAUGGAAAAAAUUUGCAACUUAUGAUGCAUAUUUAGCAUCAAAAAAACAACAAAUUGAAAAUAUUAAAAUAUCUGAUGAUGUCGAUGAUAAUAAUAAAAUUGAUAAACAAAUAAAUCUUAAUGAAAAAAAAUUUGAACAAGAACGUGCUUUUCGUUUACCGAAAUUAACGCAUGAUGAUUAUUAUACAAGACCAACAAUUGAUGAAUUACGUCAUUAUUUUAAUGAAAAAGGACAAUGUUGUGUUAAAGAAUUUACUGUUGGACGAGAACAUUAUGGUUCUGUAAAAUUUCAAGGUUCAAAAAUAAAUUUAGCCGGUCUUGAUCUUAAUCAAUUAAUUGAAAUUGGUCGUAGACAAAUAACUGUUUAUCCUGAUGAUAAUAAUAAACCAGCUGAAGGUGAAGAAUUAAAUUGUCAAGCAAUAAUAUCUCUAAUAGGUGUUUAUCCAAUCGAUCGCUCAAUAUCAAAUAGUGGUGAAGAAGUUACUGAUCCUGAUAGAUUAAUUGAAAUGAAUUAUGAAGAUUAUUUACGUAAUAUGACUGUAAAAUUUCAUGGAAAAUUUCUUGAUUAUGAUGUUUAUACAGGAACAUGGAUAUUCCAAGUUGAACAUUUCUAA
Messenger RNA from Rotaria sp. Silwood1, 2250 nucleotides. The record is from the annotation of a GenBank genome assembly. NCBI's taxonomy places the organism in Eukaryota, Metazoa, Rotifera, Eurotatoria, Philodinida, Philodinidae.